Rangifer tarandus platyrhynchus (Svalbard reindeer) is the source of this 447-nucleotide messenger RNA. Lineage: Eukaryota; Metazoa; Chordata; Mammalia; Artiodactyla; Cervidae. The record is from the annotation of a GenBank genome assembly.
AUGGGCCGUGCCUUUUGUGCCCGUCCCAGGUCUGAGCAGCCCAGGUGGCUGUGUGCUUGGGGAGUGCACUGCCCAGGGGGGCUGUGCAUCUUCGUCACCUCCCCGGUCCUGGCCGCCCAGCUUCCCGGGGGCACCGCGAGAGCUCUGUCUCAGGUGCGCCGUGUCUCCUCUGGGGAGCUGAUCUCAGGCCGCGACACUCCUGGCAGAUGUCAGCCGUCCAGAAUCCCAGGAAGACGCAGUCAGCAACUGGGAGCCUGCUCGCAGUUUGGUGGGAGGUGUCGUCUCUGGGGCCGCGACUGCAGGAGCCCCGGGCCUCCCAGCUCUGGCUGCCACACGCCCGCCUCUCUGCCUCCAGAGGGGAGGGCUGUGUGGCAGCCAGCUUGGUCUCCUUUGGUAUUCGCUCAGUCCUUCGUUCUGAGUGCACCAGGGGUCACUGUGCUGCCUUAG